This is a messenger RNA of Exophiala xenobiotica, 1700 nucleotides long. Its product is annotated as NAD(P)H:quinone oxidoreductase, type IV. NCBI's taxonomy places the organism in Eukaryota, Fungi, Ascomycota, Eurotiomycetes, Chaetothyriales, Herpotrichiellaceae. Bases 693 to 1307 code for a protein of 204 amino acids. The transcript has 3 exons. The record is from RefSeq and is a predicted model, not a curated record. Gene Ontology annotation, molecular function: FMN binding; NAD(P)H dehydrogenase (quinone) activity.
GAAGGAUUGCUUGACAGGAGCGAGAGAUGCAUGGUGGCUGCUGGGUGGCUCCUGGCUGACAAAGAGUGCGGAUGAUGGCGGUGAUGCUUUUGACAUCGGGCGACUCCAUUCCGCAUAUUGGUGGUGGGUGGAGCAUCACGAUUGGCUUGAUUUGACAAUCCUCAGUCAGCUUUUCAUAAGCCUGGCAUGAGCUCCCCUCUAGGUGCCAUCAUGGUGCCCCUCACUAAUACCACUACGACUUGCGUGGACUUGCAACUGCAAGGGUCCUGAAGGUCCCAAGCCCGUCAAAAGUGCUGGUAGUUUACGAGCUGGUGCGGGUUGUCCCCCUCCUUGUUCGAAAUCGAAAACUGAACAGAUCGAGACGCAGUAGUCGUGGCAACGGAGACACCCCAAUGGAUCGGUCAUCAUCUGCUGACGCUCAUGAGAGGCUGCUUCAGUAAGGAAUCAGAAGUGAGAAAUGCUCGACAGGGGUUGCCGGCGUUUGUGCGUCAUGAAGCCAUGAAGCCACCAGCCAGAGGCGGGGCCUUUUUUGUUGUUUGGUACGAGAAGCAUUUACCAUUUCCGAGAGACAGAAAGCAACGGAUACAAAAGCCUUGCCUGAUCCCCCGUUUUGUUCUCGGAUCUUCUUCUCUCCAUCCUCAGCUACAUUUGUAUUCCAUAUCAUUCAAGAUACACAGUUCAAUCCAGUCACCAUGGCUCCCAAGGUCGCUAUCGUCUACUACUCCAUGUACGGCCACGUCGCCAAACUGGCCGAGGCCGAGAAGAAGGGCAUCGAAGAAGCCGGUGGCUCUGCUGAUGUUUUCCAAAUCGAAGAAACCCUCCCCGGGGAGGUUCUGAGCAAGAUGCACGCCCCAGCCCAAGACACAUCGAUCCCUUUCAUCACGCCCGACGUGAUGAAGACCUACGACGCCUUCCUCUUCGGCAUCCCGACCCGCUACGGCACCUACUCGGCCCAGUGGAAGACCUUCAUCGACAAGCUCGGCCAACUGUGGAUGAGCGGAGCCCUGUACGGCAAAUACUUCGGCCUGUUCGUCAGCACGGCCACCGCGGGCGGCGGCCAGGAGUCGACCUGCAUCAACGCCCUGUCCUGCUGGGUGCACCAGGGCAUGAUCUACGUGCCCCUCGGAUACGCCACGACCUUCCAGCUGCUGAGCAACCUGGACGAAGUCCGCGGCGGAUCGCCCUGGGGCGCAGGGACCUUCGCCUCGGGCGACGGCAGCAGACAACCCACCCCGAAGGAGUUGGAGCUCGCGCAGGCCCAGGGCAAGGGCUUCUACGAGACCGUCAGCAAGGUGAGCUUUGCGUGACUAGAUGGCAGCAACAAGGACGAAAGGAAGGUGGAGGCUGCCGCUGCUGCGAAGCCUCAGCCUGCGCCCACAACAACGCCGGCGCCGGCGGCAGCAGCAGCAGGAACGAAAACAACCCAGCAGCCUGCGACCACGAAUGCGGAUGACGAAAAGACCGAGAGCGGACCGUGUGGGUUGCCGAAAAAAUGUGUCAUCCUAUAAGUGCCAUCUUAUGCUUGGGUGAGAAGCAAAACCAUCUGGGAAAGAGAAGGAUCUGUACCGACAUUUGACUGAUCCCAUGCUCAAAAGAAAAAUCUACAUAAAACGACGUUAACGAAGAUUUGAGGAGUUGUAUAGAAAAACCCCUACCAGACAAACAUCUAUAUACCAAAUGAACUAUUUUGAAUACGUCAA